CACUUUGAUGUGAACACCCACGUUCACUAUUUAGAUCACCUGUGGGAAGGAAAUCCCCCAAUGGCACCACCCAACCCCACCUACAGCCACAACGUCCAGCAAUUAAAGAGAAAAAUUCUCCAGGUUGCCAAGAAGGAGUCACAAGGCAGCAUUUUGAGGCUCUCGAGCCUGAAAGUUCGUAUUGGUGACCUCUGGAAUGCUUUGUUGAAUGAGAACUUUGCUUUCAGCUUCAAGAAUUCACUGGAGAUUGCUGUGUACAGGAAACUGGACACUGCCUUUAGUCAGUGGACCUGGAGGCUGAGGAGUCACAUCUCAGACAUACAAAUGAGACUGGGCAACAGAAUUCAGAAUGGAGACUUGCAGCAAGUCACCAGAGAACACCUGGAAGGGCUCGUGCAAGAGACAAGUGAUGCCAUCAUGACAGACAUGGAAAAGUAUUUCAGGGAAGUCAAAGACUGUGAGAUGCAGGUCCAGUGGAAAAGCAGCACAGAGCUGAAGAUGAAAGAUCUGAAAGAAUCUCUUCUUCUUGAAACUCGAAAGAAAUGUGAGAGUCUCAUUGAACUGCAGAAGGCCCAAAGUAAACUGGAUGCAAAGACGCUGGAAUAUGAAGAUGAGCUCCUGAGAAAGAGCAGGGAGUUGACUCUGGCUCUAAAAGGUAAGAGCCUCAGUGAGAUACAACUGAGAGACAGCUUUACUUCUCUCUGGGCUGAGUGCAUUGCUGAAGUCUCCCGUGCUGCUCCCCCACGGGAACGGGUGGAUAUUGAUGCAGAAAUAGAAGAUGUCCUUCUGGAGCAUUUUAUGGAGCCUGAUUUCCAUGCACGGAUCAGGUCAUUUCCCAAACAUAGAGAAUUUUCUUUGUACUCGAAGAAAUAUGUCACAACGUGUUGGCAAACAUACCUCCUAUUUUUUGUUUCCAAGGAUUAUAUGAACUUCCAGGACAUCACAGACAGCAUAAUAAAGCGUGUGUGGGCAAACAUUGAUAAGAAGGAACAGAAGAAAAUGGAUUACAGUCGAACCUUUAUUCAUGAAAUACUCCAUGAAGUACAGGAAGGUGUGAACUCCAUCCCCAGCCCAUUUAGGGUUAACAAAGAUUACAUCAUAGAUUUAUCUGUGUACCUCUGCAGAAUGGCAGCAGAAAGGUUUAAAGCCAUGCACGAAGCGUUUCGGAAGGCAAAUGACCCAGUCACCUACCUGAACAGCAAAAGAGAAGAUUUCUUCACAUGUUUCCAGAUUUCCUGCCAAGGAGCCACUUCUGUCAUAGCUUUUGCUGUUUUCCUUUCUUGCAAGCUUGUCCCAGCUCUUCACCGGGCCGUCUAUGAGGGGACGGCUAAAGCCAUCGCUGGAGACAUGCAAGGGAAAGUCCCAGAUUUCCAGGGCAACAGAGCCAAUCUGGAGGUUUGUAUCCUGAGAUUCCUGGCACAACAAGAAAAUUUUCAGUAUUUCAAGCAGUACCUUAAACACCCAAAAAAGUUUUUUCAGAUGUACAUUGAGAGAUGUGUUAGGAGUUACUGUUUAGAUGAGAACAGGAGGCUGGAGAAGUUUUUAGCUUCCUCCCUUGAACUUCUCUAUGGAAGCAUCCUGUCAGCUGUUUCUUCAUCAACCAAAAAGGUCAAAGAUAGAAAUGACAGAGAGGACAAAACCUCUCUCUGGCUGGAUGAAUUUUGUAGGGAACUGACAGAGGUGAUCAACUUGCCCAGAAGUGACCUGAAGUGCAUCGAGCAUCAGGAGAUCACAGACAUUGAGUUAUUGAACAAAGCCAUGGAGGUAGGACUGGCUGCCCUGAGGGAUUGGCUCAGGGGAAAAUUUGUUUUUGCUGAUCUGAGCUGCUUUGAAAGGCAGCCUCACACCAUCCUGGCUGAGCAGUUUUCAGGGUGCUGGGCGCAGUGUCCCUUUUGUGGGGCUGUCUGCACAUACACCAUGUGGGGACACGAUGGGCACCAUCAGUUUGUCUUCCAUAGACCAGAAUUUUUGACAGGACGGAAGUGGCAUGGAACGGACCAUCUAGUCAUUGAGAUUUGUCUUAGCAACUUUGCAAGUGCCUCUAAAUCUUCCAGUUGGAACAUUCUUCCUGAUCCAUCCAUGCAAGCGUACUGGAAAUGGUUUGUGUGUCGUUUCAGAAGAGAUCUAGAGAUGUUGUACAAUGGGGAAUUUCUGGGCAAAGGGGAAAUCCCUGAGGCCUGGAAGAGAAUUACCAAGCAGAAAGCACUUGCCGCUCUGGACAAGUGUUAGGCCAAGCUGAUGGGAAGGAAGAACCUCCAUGGCUUUGCAGUUUAGAAGAACAGAGUACAAGGCCGUCCACAAAAUGCUGUUUCAAUGCUUAUGCUGUCAAGCCACAGGAAGACAAUGGUAUCCAACUGCUGACAAAUUUGGGUGAAAUAAGGUGCGUUACUCCAGCCCUCACUCAGAAACUCCCUCACUUCCUGAUCAAGCAGAAUCCUCUUCCUUUCCUGCCAUAAACAUUCCCCUCUGAUUUGUCCUCGAGUAAAACAAAAACCCUCCUUGUGGUGAUGAGUCCCAUGGCCAAGGUGGAGCCCAAGUGCCAGAGGAAGAUCAAAGGCAGCACUAGGAAGCACCAAGUCGAUGAGCUGCUUCAGUGGAAUCCCUUGGAGGCUUUGAUAAUAAAGGAGCUGGUUUGGACCGG
This is a messenger RNA of Corapipo altera (White-ruffed manakin), 2641 nucleotides long. RefSeq names its product interferon-induced very large GTPase 1-like. The transcript has a single exon. Gene Ontology annotation, molecular function: GTP binding. The annotation marks the transcript as partial. NCBI's taxonomy places the organism in Eukaryota, Metazoa, Chordata, Aves, Passeriformes, Pipridae. The record is from RefSeq and is a predicted model, not a curated record.